Molecule: messenger RNA, 1254 nt
Organism: Lachancea meyersii CBS 8951
Lineage: Eukaryota; Fungi; Ascomycota; Saccharomycetes; Saccharomycetales; Saccharomycetaceae
Source: the annotation of a GenBank genome assembly
AUGUCAAAGACCUAUACAAUUGUUAUCAAGCUAGGGUCGUCUUCCCUGGUUGAUGAGAAGACGAAAGAACCCCAAUUGUCCAUCAUGUCGAUGGUGGUAGAGACCGUAGUGCGACUUCGUCGUAUGGGUCAUCGAGUCGUGCUGGUCUCUAGCGGUGGUAUUGCAGUUGGUUUGAAGACGUUAAACCUGGAAAAAAGACCUAAACACUUGGCUCGCGUGCAGGCGAUCGCCGCAGUUGGUCAGGGAAGGCUUAUCGGCCGUUGGGAUUCGCUGUUUUCACAGUUCAGCCAGAGAAUUGCCCAGAUCCUGAUCACCAGAAAUGAUAUUGCAGACUGGACGCAGUACAAAAACGCCCAGAACACCAUCCUAGAGCUGCUACAGAUGGGCGUGGUGCCAAUUGUGAAUGAAAAUGACACUUUGUCCGUCAGUGAAAUCAAGUUUGGCGAUAAUGAUACAUUGUCCGCUAUCACGGCGGCCCUGUGCGGUGCAGACUACCUCUUCCUUCUCACGGAUGUAGAUUGCCUGUACACAGACAAUCCUCGUACCAAUCCAGACGCGAAGCCCAUUUUAGUGGUGCCCAACAUGGCCCAGGGUUUGCCAGGCGUGAAAACCGACGGUGGAUCGGGCUCUGACGUCGGAACUGGCGGCAUGGCCACGAAACUCAUAGCAGCGGAGCUUGCAACCAAUGCUGGUGUUCAUACCGUUAUUAUGAAGAGCUCAGAGCCGCACAACAUCUCUAAAAUUGUUCAUUACGUGCAAAGCCUAGAAACCCCACACCAGUCUACGGAGGACUUGGUAAAGUUGCAGGAAGAGGAGCUACAAAAGCUCAAAAUUAAUGACGUCCCCUUCCACACGCGCUUUAUUGCGGAUGAAAAUGAGAUGCACCUAAAAAAUCGGGAGUUUUGGAUGUUGCACGGCUUGGUAAGCCAUGGCGCCGUGAUUAUCGAUCAUGGCGCCUUCGCUGCACUCACAAGAAAGGAGAAAGCGGGUCUUUUACCCGCUGGAGUCAUUGAAGUUGAAGGCCACUUCCACGAACUUGAAUGUGUGGAUCUCAAAUUAGGUUCUAGGCUUGAAAAUGGCGAGUUGGACCAAACAGUCCCUCUUAAAACGAUCGGAAGGGCCCGUUGUAACUACACAAGCUUGGAGAUAGCCAAAAUCAAAGGGCUGCAAAGCGACCACAUUGAGAAUAUUCUAGGUUACGCGGACAGCGAGUAUGUGGCAGUUCGUGCAAACUUAGCGUUCCCUCCACACUGA